Pundamilia nyererei is the source of this 2024-nucleotide messenger RNA. RefSeq names its product methionine adenosyltransferase 1A (gene mat1a). The transcript has 10 exons. Lineage: Eukaryota; Metazoa; Chordata; Actinopteri; Cichliformes; Cichlidae. Gene Ontology annotation, molecular function: methionine adenosyltransferase activity; ATP binding. Gene Ontology annotation, biological process: S-adenosylmethionine biosynthetic process. The record is from RefSeq and is a predicted model, not a curated record. Bases 208 to 1371 code for a protein of 387 amino acids.
GUUACAGAAUGCGUGUGUGUCCCCUUAGCCAUAUAUAUUGGGCCAUGUGGACACAGAUGUGAAGUUUGCAGGACAGAUUACGCUUUGGCUGCAGGGCUGUUGGCCUCCCUUUCUUUUAUCUUUCUGGUAAAGAAAGCCAGUAGGAAUAUAAAGCCACCUUAGGAUCUCUCUGCACUGGAAAUUGAAUAACCUUACCCCACAGAAAAAAUGAGUGAUCAUCUGGAAGAAGGUUCUUUCAUGUUCACUUCAGAGUCCGUUGGAGAGGGACAUCCAGACAAGAUUUGUGACCAGAUCAGUGAUGCUGUCCUGGAUGCACAUCUGAAGCAGGAUCCCGAUGCCAAAGUGGCCUGUGAGACGGUGUGUAAGACUGGCAUGGUGUUGCUCUGCGGAGAGAUCACAUCUCGGGCCGUCGUGGACUAUCAGAGGGUGGUGAGGGACACCAUCAAGCACAUCGGCUACGACAACUCGGAGAAAGGUUUCGACUACAAGACAUGUAAUGUGCUGGUGGCCCUGGAGCAGCAGAGUCCAGACAUUGCUCAGGGGGUCCAUGUUGACCGGAAAGAAGAAGACAUUGGAGCUGGAGACCAGGGUCUGAUGUUCGGCUAUGCCACAGACGAGACGGAGGAGUGCAUGCCGCUCACCAUCGUCUUAGCUCACAAACUCAAUGAAAAGAUGUCUGAACUUAGACGCAAUGGCAUCGUUCCCUGGCUGCGUGCCGACUCUAAAACACAGGUGACCGUGCAUUAUGACCAGAAGAAUGGAGCUGUGAUCCCCAAGAGAGUUCACACCAUUGUGAUCUCUGUCCAGCACGAUGACGGCGUCACUCUGGAGGAACAACAGAGAGUCCUAAUGGAAAUGGUGAUCAAAUCCGUGGUCCCUGCAAAAUAUUUGGACAGCAAAACCGUCUACCAUCUCCAGCCAAGUGGUCGCUUCGUCAUUGGAGGACCACAGGGUGAUGCUGGUGUAACAGGAAGGAAGAUUAUUGUAGACACAUACGGUGGCUGGGGGGCUCACGGUGGCGGAGCUUUCUCUGGCAAAGAUUUCUCAAAGGUUGAUCGCUCUGCUGCCUAUGCUGCUCGCUGGGUGGCCAAGUCUCUGGUUAAAGCCAAACUGUGCAGGAGAGUUCUGGUUCAGGUGUCUUAUGCGAUCGGAGUGGCCCAACCUCUUUCCAUCUCCUUGUUCACCUACGGGUCCUCUCAGAAGUCAGAGUCAGAAUUGCUCAAGAUUGUCAACAAGAACUUUGAUCUCAGGCCAGGAGUCAUUGUCAGGGAUCUGAACCUGAAGAGGCCGAUUUACCAGCAGACAGCCUCUUACGGCCACUUUGGCCGACCGGAGUUUUCUUGGGAAGUGCCCAAAAAGCUUGUCUUGUAAAUACUCCACCAGCCUGUCCUGAUCUCCACCUGGAUGCUGAACAAGACUCCUCUUCAUGGACUACAACUUCCAGCUCCAAUGCAACUGAUUGAACACUUUUUUAACAGAAAAACAAAACAAAACAACUGAAACCACAGUUAGGGAGGGAUAAGUCAGCUUUCAAGAUGUGAGAAGGUAGUUAUACGUGUGAGCAGUUGUAGCCAGCAGACAUAUGAAGGGACAUCCUCCCAGUGAGGAGAGGGACAUUGCAGAUGGCAUCUCAGUAACUAAUCUUUUUUCACUGUCCUUUCCGAGGCCAAAUAACCUCCAGGUAUCGGUGCUUUAAAAAUACACAUACAAUCACUAGUCAAAGUCAGUAAAGUAAAGGGACAGUACAAUAGUAAAAUAUAAAUACCUCCACAUCACUAGCAGCAGUGUUUUACCUCAAAGCUUGGGGGGGGGGGCAGUAUACUUACACAAGUUCAGUGCUUUAUUCUUAAAAGGUGCUAUUACAAAAUGUGUAUUCCCUCAGUGGCUGCCAUAUUAUUGUAAGAGGUGUAGCUACUGCUCAACCAAAAACGUGGCUUAAGAAACCGUAUUGUCAUGACUAUAAAAAACUGUUGUAAACGUGGCACAGGAAGCUGUUUGCACUACUACCAUUCCCACUGUGUGAG